Molecule: messenger RNA, 2518 nt
Organism: Rubroshorea leprosula
Lineage: Eukaryota; Viridiplantae; Streptophyta; Magnoliopsida; Malvales; Dipterocarpaceae
Source: the annotation of a GenBank genome assembly
CGGGGAAAUAUCGGCGUCGUUUCCACACAAAAGCGAAAACAUAAUCCAACAAGAAGGUGCAACGGACUCAAAAUCUGUACUCUUUGUUUGCAAAAAUUCACGAUGCACAAACCCAACACAAUCCGCGACGAAAACGAUAACAAGACGACGACGAUGACGACUAUAUUUUAGCUACCAGAAGAAAAACCCAGUACUCAGUCAACUGAUUCUCGUCGUUGACGAUGGAUCUCGGGGGUCCGACUCAGCCUCGACUCGUGGGGGACUACAUACUGGGUCCUAAAAUUGGGUCGGGUUCGUUUGCGGUUGUGUGGAGGUCGACGCAUAGGCAACUGGGUAUGGAGGUUGCGGUGAAGGAGAUUGAUAAGAAAUUGUUAAGCUCUAAAGUCAGUGAAAAUCUGCUCAAGGAAAUUUCGAUUCUGAGCACCAUUGAUCACCCCAACAUUAUCCGCCUGUUCGAGGCAAUUGAGAAUGAGGAUAAGAUAUACCUAGUGUUGGAGUAUUGUGAUGGUGGUGAUCUUGGGGAUUACAUACGUCGCCAUGGGAAAGUCUCAGAGCAUGUUGCCAGGCAUUUCAUGAGGCAAUUGGCUGCAGGAUUGCAGGUGCUUCAAGAAAAACAUCUUAUUCACAGGGAUUUAAAGCCACAGAACUUACUCCUGUCAACCAAAGAUGUAACUCCAGUACUGAAAAUUGGAGACUUUGGCUUUGCAAGAUCCCUGACUCCUCAAGACUUGGCUGAUACCCUAUGCGGUUCACCAUUGUACAUGGCUCCAGAGAUUAUACAGAAUCAGAAGUAUGAUGCUAAGGCGGACUUGUGGAGUGUAGGUGCAAUAUUGUUUCAACUGGUGACAGGGAAGCCACCUUUUGAUGGCAAUAAUCAAUUGCAGCUUUUCCAGAAAAUUUUGGCAUCCACUGAACUGCAGUUUCCAGAAGGUGCCUUAGGCGAACUACAUCCAGACUGUGUUGCUCUUUGCAGAAGUCUUUUACGUCGAAACCCUGUUGAGCGCCUGACAUUUAAAGAAUUCUUCAGUCACAAGUUCUUGGUGGAGUCAAGGCAGACGGCAAAUGUCGAGAUGCCACUUCCUCAAUCAAAAGUAAUGGUAGAGCAGUUUGAUUCUUCUCUCUCUGAGAAAAGACCCCAGCUGCAUUCUGGGUAUCCUGUGAAGUCUUCUAGCAGGAAACUAAAAUCAUCCAGUACCACUGUGAAUGAUGCAGUAUCAUGUAGUUCAUCCAGCAUGAAAGGUGCCUGUGGUAAAUUUUCAAUAGAUCAACCUAGAGUUACUGAUUCAAUGGAGUCAAUUGAGAGAGACUAUGUUCUUGUCAACCCUCAUUAUGGUUCAACAGAGACAUUUUCCUAUCACCUUGAGACAUCAGUGCAAGAUUCUACUGGACUUUCCAACUGCCAAGCAAAGAAGAAUGAACAGGAAUCAGAAGGUGUUGUGCAAAAAAGGCAGUUCACUGGUCUACAUGUUCAUGGACUGGACUCACCAUCAACAUCAUCUGAAGCAACCAUUUCAAGGGAACUGCAAGGACUUAGCAUCCAGGGUCCCUCAACUAGACUCCACCUGUUACAUCAGUAUGUUCAUGCUCUCACGGAAUUAGCUCAUGAAAAGUAUAAUGCAGGUCUGUUUCUAGAAUCAUUCUCAGUGGAACUUGUCAUUUUAGCUAUAUGGAAGAAAGCUCAUCAGAUUUGUAGCUCCUGGAUGGCCUCCACUGGGUAUAGUGAACCUGGAAUUAAUUCAGCCAUUGAACAAACAGGUGCACAGUAUUUUGCAGGCUUGCCUUCAAAUUCAGAAUCUACUAUUAACUUCACCAGUCCGUCAUCUGCUUGCACAUGGGCUGAAGAAGGUUUUGUCACUGCAUUUCAUCGUACGGAGAAGCAAUCAUACCAUCUCCAAGAUAUGGAUGCUUCUGCUGAGAUGCCUGAUGCCAUGGACAUUAUAUAUCAGAGGGCACUUGCUAUUGGGAAAAGUGGUGCUGUAGACGAGUACAUGGGAAACAGAGAUAGUGCGGUGGCAGCCUACUCUAAAGCAAAGCUUCUGCUUUCAUUCAUUGUGGGAGAAGCGAUGAAUCUCCCGUUGAACCCACCAUUUUCCUUGACUCCAACCAAUGAAAAGCUAAUCCAGAGCUACAUCAAAAACUUGCAGUCUCGUCAGUCUAACUCUCAAAUGCCAGUGCAAUCUCCCAAGCAAUCCACAAACUUCGGAACCUAGUAAAUAUAACAGGUUGUGUACAGAAAUUUUCAGGAGCACCUCUGUGACCAAGGCAGGAUAUCAUGGUUGAGUGCGGCAAUACUUUAAGCAUGUCUGUUGACGAGUAUAUACAAAAGGAGCUGUGUGGUGAUGACAUUAUAACACACUUAUUAUCUGAUGUAUAGAUAGCAUACUACUUGGAAUCUAUCUAGAAGAGAAUGACCCUGCACAGGAGUUUGAGUACAAGAAAAGAAAAAUUCGACUAUUCUUUCUCUUCGUGGAAUGUAAAAUAAAAAAUAGGCAAUGUAAUCUGCACGAUUUUUAAAAUU